UUUGACCCCUCUCUCUCUCUCUCUCUCUCUCUCUCUCUCUCUCUCUCCAUUUCUUUUCAGAGUCUGGGGAUGAUUGAAUGAUAUAAGGCGCGGUGGUUCGUCGCUCCCAAUUUUGUUUCUUCCUCAUUCUAUUGGUUCCGAAGCUUUUUAGGGUUUCCAAUUUUUGUUGCACAGAAAAAACCCUUUUUCUUUAACUCUCGAUUUCUUGAUCGCCAUGUCCAAAAGGGUUCUCUGCAAGUUUUUUGCACAUGGCGCCUGUUUGAAAGGGGAGCAUUGUGAGUUUUCACAUGAUUGGAAGGCUUCACCAAAUAAUAUAUGUACCUUUUAUCAGAAAGGAGCUUGUGCAUUUGGUAGUCGAUGCAGAUAUGAACAUGUCAAAGCUUCUCGGGCUCAGUCUUCAGGCUCAUCUUCAUCAACAAAUUCUCAGCCAUCCCUUGCUGUUGAUUCUGCAUCUCUGGCACUUCCUGUGAGAACCUUAGCAAGCAGAGUUUCUCUUGCACCCCUCUCUCUUUCAGAACUCUCUGCUUCAAGUAUCCCUUUCUUACCUCCCUCUAAACCUGCCUGGAAUGGUUCUCUGGAGGAUGACUAUGAAAAUGACGAAGUUAAUGUUGGGGAGACUUGGAGUACUAGACCAGAAGAUCGUGCUAUUUGUUCAUUUGCUGCAGCUGGUAGUUGUCCUCGUGGAGAAAAAUGUCCUCAUAUUCAUGGAGAUUUAUGCCCCAGCUGUGGAAAACAUUGCUUGCAUCCUUACAGACCUUUGGAAAGGGAGGAGCAUAUGAAGACAUGUGAGGAAAAGCAGAAGCAACUUGAGGCUUUGAAACGUAGUCAAGAAAUAGAAUGCAGUGUUUGCCUAGAACGUGUUUUGUCAAAGCCCACAGUUGCUGAGCGGAAGUUUGGAAUACUCUCAGAAUGUGAUCAUCCUUUUUGCAUAUCUUGUAUUAGAAAUUGGCGCAGCAGUUCCCCAACUUCUGGCAUGGAUGUCAAUAGCGCAUUGAGAGCUUGCCCAAUAUGUAGGAAGCUGUCGUACUUUGUCAUUCCAAGUGUCAUUUGGUAUAACUCAAAAGAAGAGAAACAGGAAAUUGUUGAAAGCUACAAGGCAAGGCUCAGGUCAAUUGAUUGCAAACACUUUGAUUUUGGAAAUGGGAACUGCCCAUUUGGAACUAGUUGUUUUUAUAAGCAUGCAUACCGAGAUGGCCGUUUAGAGGAAGUAGCACUGCGUCAUAUUGGAAAUGAAGAUGGUCAGACGGUGAUAGCUACAAAUAUUAGGUUUUACCCUGUACCUUUGAUCAUUUCCUCCAUUUAUUUUCCUUUUCAUACUAAAUCUGUGAUGUUUUCAGGUUGUCAGACUUUCUGUCUGAUCUGCACAUAAGGUGAACAGUGCCGUUUCAAUGUCCCAAUGAUAUUCUUUUUUCAUCAAGAACACAUCCGCAGCUCUCAUGCUGGUUUUUCAAAUGGAAAGUGGAAUGCUCCGGUGGUUUGCAAGAAUUGGUUGCUGGAUGGCUACAUCCAGUUGUGUGAGAGUCGACAUGCUUGGUUGCCGUGAACUACAUUUAACAGAAUUCUAAAUAAAGUUAUUAUUGAGUGCAUGAGUGUAUGUUCAGAAUUUUGACAAUUAUGCAAUGUGCCCGUCUGUGACUUGGAUGAGUGUCUUCAGAUCGGGACGAUAAGAUAGUCUGGAUAACCGCAAGUGUCAUCAAAUAUCAAACUGGUUGGGGGCUGUGUACAUACAUACACAAAUGGCUAGUUCUUUAAAGGGACUUUUAUAUCGCCGGCAGUAGACACUUUGAUAAAAUUAAAUGCCUUUUGGAUGAUGCCUUUGGGGUUAUUUGUCAUGUUUUUGUUCUUCUGAUCAAACAAGAAUGGUACUCAUUCAAGUAGAAGAUUCAACGAUGGAUGCCUGCAGGUAGGGUACUCCGGCAAUUUCCCAAUUUAUUGUUUGUUGUUUUAGCAUCAUUGCAUUCAGAAGGUUAUAUUGGUCUUAAUUUAUCAGGUUAUAUGAGUCCAGUUUGGAGUAAAUUUCCUU
Malus domestica (apple) is the source of this 2023-nucleotide messenger RNA. Lineage: Eukaryota; Viridiplantae; Streptophyta; Magnoliopsida; Rosales; Rosaceae. The record is from RefSeq and is a predicted model, not a curated record.